GUCGCUCUUUAAUACCACCACCUCUCGUUUCUUUUUCUCUCUUCUCUUCUUCAACGACAAUCAAACCAUGAGGUCGUCAGGGAGUCUUCUCCCCGUGGGAGCCGUCCUCCUCGGCCACCUCCUGCCGGCCCUGGCAGAGACAGUGCCCGUCGUCCGCUGUGUCUCGGCCAUCGACUCGUCGGACAACGUCUUUGCCAAUCCCAGCUUCGAGACCGAUGGCAGCUCCGACUGGACCAUCAGCGACAGUUCCACCACGGGCUACGGCGUGGUGGAAGCCGGCGAGGGAGUGUUCGCCACGGCGGCCGAUGGAGAGUAUUAUCUCCAGCUGACCGGCGACGACAUCUCCGCGACCAUCGAGCAGUCGCUUGGGGGCGGCAUUUCGGCUGGAUUCACCUACGAUUUCACCUUCUGGGCCGCCAUUGAAGCCGCCGAGGGCAGUGACAGCGGCUCCUGUACAGCCUCCCUCUACCUGGAUCCGGGCACGGGCGUCGACACGCUGCAGGCGUCGGUGGCAUUCGCCUAUCCCGGCACCUCCGACUGGACACAGUACUCGGUGUCCUACGCCGUCACUAGCAGCCAUCUCUAUCCUGAACUGCUCAUCGAAGUCGAAUGUACCAACACCGAUACCUGGUAUAUCGGCUUGGAUGCCUUUGAACUCGCCCCUGUCACCAGCGUCUGCACAACGUCCUAUUCCUCCGUUGCCGUUGCCAGCCCGACUUCAGCUGCUCUUUCCAGCUCCAUCGCUUCUUCCUCUUCUUCUUCUGCCUCCUCGUCGUCGUGGCCUUAUCCCCGUUCCUCCGCUGUCAUCCCGUCCAGCAGACCUGUUCCUCCCUAUCUCAGCUCCUCGGUCGCUGCUGCAUCCUCUACGCCAGUCCGUAGCAUCCGUUCCUCUCGUUGCGCCCUGUCGGGCUCUGCAAGUACCACUGCUACGGCUUCUUCAUCCUCCACGGUGAUCCCCGGCAUCCGUUCGUCUCGCUGCGCCCUGUCUGGCUCUGGAGCUGCUACUGCUUCUUCAUCCACGGUGAUCCCCGGUAUUCGUUCCUCUCGCUGCGCCUUGUCUGGCUCUGGAAGUGCUGCUGCUACUUCUACAUCCUCCACGGUGAUCACCACCAUUCGGACUUCUCGCUGCGCACUGUCCGGCUCUGGAAGUACGACUGCUACUCCCUCUGCAUCUUCCACUGUAAUCCCCGGCAUCCGUUCGUCUCGCUGCGCUCUGUCCGGCUCUGGAGCUGCUACUACUUCUACUCCCUCUGCAUCCUCCACGGUGAUCACCACCAUUCGCACUUCUCGCUGCGCCCUGUCCGGCUCUGGAAGUACGACUGCUACUCCCUCUGCGUCCUCCACGGUGAUCCGUAGCAUUCGCUCUUCUCGCUGCGCACUGUCUGGCUCUGGAGCUGCUACCACUUCGACAUCCUCCACACUGAUCACCACCAUUCGCACUUCUCGCUGCAACCUUGCCGGCACGACUACCACUGCUGCUGCUGCUGCCAUCACCGGUCAACCUGGUCAAUCCGGUCAACUCGGCUCCACCACCUCGACCGUCUUGACCACCCGCACCUCGACCAUCACCGCCUGUCCCUCCUUCGUCACCAACUGUCCCGCCAGCGAGAAAUCAACCUAUGUCACCACCGAGACCCUUGUGGCCAGCACCACCGUCUACCCCCUUACUGCAGGCGGAGCCCCUGCCACCGCCACCACGGAGACCAUCUACACCACCCGUGUUUCCACUAUUUACUCUUGCCCGGCUAGUGUCACUAACUGCCCGCUGACGGCUCGCAUCUCUUCUACCACUACUGAAACCUUGGUUGUUGCUACCAGCGUCUAUCCUCUGCCUACUGGUUCUAGCUCUUCUGGCUCUGGCUCCAGCUCUGGCUCUACCUCUGGUUCCUCCGGUUCUGGCUCUGGAUCCGGCUCUACCUCUGGUUCCUCUGGUUCCUCUGGUUCCUCUGGUUCCUCUGGUUCCUCUGGUUCCUCUGGUUCCUCUGGUUCCUCUGGCUCUGGCUCUGGUUCUAGCUCUGGCUCUGGCUCUACCUCUGGUUCUGGUUCUAGCUCUAGCAGCUCUAGCUCUAGCUCUGGCUCUGGAAGCUCCGGUUCUAGCUCUAGCGGCUCUGGCUCUGGCUCUAGCAGCUCUAGCUCUAGCUCUGGCAGCUCUAGCUCUAGCUCUGGUUCGGGUUCCUCCGGUUCUUCCGGCUCUUCCGGUUCUUCUGGCAGCUCUAGCUCCGGCUCUUCGUCUGGAUCUAGCUCUAGCUCUGGCUCCAGCUCUGGCGUCAGCGCUGGCUCUUCGUCAGGUUCCACUUCUGGCUCGGGUUCCAGCUCUAGCUCCGGCUCUUCAUCUGGAUCUGGAUCUGGCUCCGGCUCAGGCUCUGGCUCUAGCUUUGGCGUCAGCGCUGGCUCUGGCUUCGGCUCUUCUGGUUCCUACUUCAACCACACCCGCACUGCCAGUUCCUCGGCUUCCGUGUCUCUCCCCUCGUCUUCUGUCGCUGCCGCCAGCCAAAGCGGUAUCUCCUCGACCACCAGCGCCAGUGGAAGUGUGUACACGGGCGACUCUGUGUCGCAGUUCGCCUUCGCCUCCAACACGCUGGCGGUGGCUGUGGCCGUCUUGGCUGUUAUGCAGGUGUUGAUGUAGCGAGAAGAUGGUUUUCCUUUUUGAGCCUAUCAACACAGGCUCGCUUAAUUUGAUUCUUUUACCA
Messenger RNA from Penicilliopsis zonata CBS 506.65, 2690 nucleotides. RefSeq lists its product as hypothetical. The record is from RefSeq and is a predicted model, not a curated record. The transcript has a single exon. The coding region runs from base 68 to 2626 and encodes 852 amino acids. NCBI's taxonomy places the organism in Eukaryota, Fungi, Ascomycota, Eurotiomycetes, Eurotiales, Aspergillaceae.